AUGCAACUUUUGCUGACUAUGUCUUCCAUAGUGGCCGAAGCUGGUCUGGGGAAAGACAUUUGGACAAUUCCAUUCGACAAGAUUACGUUCAUCCUUCUGAUCUAUUUCAUCGAUGAGCCGAUCUACAUCACAGUAGUGUCUCUUACCAAGAUCUCUAUCCUAUGCUUUUACCUGCGCAUCUUCCCAGACCGAAACUUUCGAAGGGCUGUCUACGCUGUCAUGGUCUUCACGGGCCUGUACAUGCUGGCUUUCAUCCUCGUGUCGCUAUUUCAAUGUCGACCGGUCGACCACGCAUGGAAAUACUGGAACCAUGAGCAUGCCGGAGCCUGCAACAAUGUUAACGCACAGGGAUGGGCGGCUGCGAUCUUCAAUAUCGUUCUGGAUAUAGCGACCAUUAUCUUGCCUCUUCGACAACUUUCUAAACUGGCCAUGAACUGGAAGAAGAAGGUUCAACUAAUGCUCAUGUUUGGCUUUGGUGGGUUCGUUACUCUUGUUAGCAUCCUCAGAUUGGAAACCCUCAUAUACUUCGCCAAAUCAGAGAACUUCACUUGGGACGUGGCACCAUUUGGGUAUUGGUCGACCAUUGAGAUGGAUAUUGGGGUUAUGUGCGCCUGCAUGCCCGCACUACACUCACUGUUCAAGCGAAUCUGGCCGAAGGUAUUUGGUGGCACAGCACGCGAUAAGUUGACUGGUAGGAGCGGCACAAGUGGUCUUAGUGCAUCUCUUGGGGCGGACAGGUCUCAGAGGUCGCACAAGAAUACCGAUACCAAGGACUUUAUUCCCUUGAUGGACGUUAACAGUACGGAAGCGCAGAAGGAGGGGAGCAAGAGAAAUGAUGUCUAG
Molecule: messenger RNA, 843 nt
Organism: Didymosphaeria variabile
Lineage: Eukaryota; Fungi; Ascomycota; Dothideomycetes; Pleosporales; Didymosphaeriaceae
Exons: 3
Coding region: 1-843 (280 amino acids)
Source: RefSeq, a predicted model, not a curated record